Messenger RNA from Ilex paraguariensis (yerba mate), 366 nucleotides. The record is from the annotation of a GenBank genome assembly. Lineage: Eukaryota; Viridiplantae; Streptophyta; Magnoliopsida; Aquifoliales; Aquifoliaceae.
AUGGCUAAAGAAAUGAGCGGCAAAUUGAAAUGUACUUUGGGCAAGCAGCCUUCUGUUUUGCGUGAUCUCAGCCAAAAACUGAGCAGGGGCUUCAAUGAUGCAAUAAACAGUUUCAGUGAUGAUGGCUGGUCAUUGGUUGACUAUGAUGCUGCUGAAGAUUUGAUAAUUUGUGUUAAUUCAACCAAGAAAUUUGGCACCGAUUCAAAUUAUAAUGAUGCCCUUCCAUUGUCUGGGGGAAUCCUUUGUGUGAAAUCCUCCAUGGUGCUUCAAGCAAGUGAUAUAAGUGAUUAUAAUGGUGAUUGUAGCAUUAGUGGAGGUAAUACAUUCCCAAAAAGACACCAUGACAUAUACAAUAAUAAUGAGUAG